AAAGACAAUUUAAUGCAUAUGAUUUCUCGCGCGGUGCGGUGGUGCGUGCAUUAUUUUGCGUGCGUUUAAUUUCGUAUUAUCAAGAACAAUGAUGGACCCGACGUUUCAUAGUGGUGAUAAUUUCGAAAAUUGUGACACGACGACGAACUCUAGCUGUCUAACGACGCCGUUUUCGGUGAAAGAUAUUUUAAAUUUAAAUAUUUCGAGUGACACUGACUUUGGAUGUUCUAGUUUGAAUUUUGCGAGUUUAAACAGUAUUAAAAAUGAGUAUGGGCAGUAUGAGGAGUUUAACUCUUUUUCGCAACAGCCCCAUUGGGAUAAUAACUACGUGGUGCCAACUUACGAUCAUUACAAUUAUAACUUUUAUAAUCCGUCCGAAACGAACAUUAAGUGCGAACCAAAUUACGCGAACAAAAAUUUCGUUUGUGACACUUCAUACGCAGCCCCUUCUCACGUUCAACAAUUAAGUAAUUUGUGCAUACCAUAUCAAGAUAGAAGUAAGGAGAGCGAAUUUACCGGAAUGGAAAGUCCAAAACACCAGCAAGUAACAAGUUCAAAAACAGAACUCCGCAAAUCGCACCGUCAGCGGACAAAGCGAAAACCGCGUGUACUUUUCAGUCAAGCUCAGGUAUACGAACUGGAACGCCGUUUUAAGCAGCAAAAGUACCUUUCCGCACCGGAACGUGAACAAAUGGCUCAAGGAUUGAAACUGACAUCGACACAGGUCAAAAUUUGGUUCCAAAACCGACGCUACAAGUGCAAAAGGCAGAAAUUGGAAAAAGGCAUCGACCAAGAAAAAUCGAAGUUGCCGAUAAACACCAACGUCUCCAGCUCGACGUCCGGAUAUUGCCUAACGAAUCAAUAUCAGACGGGAUACAGCUACGGUACCGGCAAUUUAAACGAAUUCGGCAACUGUAACGACAACAGUAAUUUUAACAUUAGAUUUAACGACUUUACAUACUAGUGGUAGUUUUACAUAAAAAAUGUAUAAGUUUACAA
Messenger RNA from Photinus pyralis (common eastern firefly), 999 nucleotides. Its product is annotated as homeobox protein Nkx-2.5-like. Gene Ontology annotation, cellular component: nucleus. The record is from RefSeq and is a predicted model, not a curated record. The coding region runs from base 89 to 964 and encodes 291 amino acids. Gene Ontology annotation, molecular function: DNA-binding transcription factor activity, RNA polymerase II-specific; RNA polymerase II cis-regulatory region sequence-specific DNA binding. Gene Ontology annotation, biological process: regulation of transcription by RNA polymerase II; cell differentiation. Lineage: Eukaryota; Metazoa; Arthropoda; Insecta; Coleoptera; Lampyridae. The transcript has 2 exons.